AUGGUGAGAGACAAGGCGAGUCUCUAUAUUCUCCUGUUCUCAAUCUUCCUCCUUUCCAAGGGUUCCUUUGGAUCUGAAUCAAGAAGUAAGGAAGCUUACGUCACACUCUUAUACGGUGAUGAGUUCUUAUUAGGAGUUAGAGUAUUAGGCAAAUCGAUUCGUGACACUGGAUCCGACAAAGAUAUGGUCGCUUUGGUCUCUGAUGGUGUCUCAGAUUACUCUAAGAAGCUACUCAAGGCUGAUGGAUGGAAAGUGGAGAAGAUCAGUUUGUUAGCAAAUCCGAACCAAGUUCAUCCGACAAGGUUCUGGGGUGUUUAUACAAAGCUCAAGAUCUUUAACAUGACAGAUUACAAGAAAGUUGUGUAUCUUGAUGCUGAUACUAUUGUGGUAAAGAACAUUGAUGAUCUGUUCAAGUGCUCCAAGUUUUGCGCAAACUUGAAGCAUUCAGAGAGGUUGAACUCUGGUGUCAUGGUUGUUGAACCAUCCGAAGCUCUUUUUAAUGAUAUGAUGAGGAAAGUGAAGACUUUGUCUUCUUAUACUGGAGGAGAUCAGGGGUUCUUGAAUUCUUACUAUCCAGAUUUUCAAAAUGCUCGUGUUUUCGAUCCUAGUUUAAGCCCUGAAGAGCUGAAAACUAGACCAGUUCCUGAUAUGGAGAGGCUUUCAACGUUAUAUAAUGCUGAUGUUGGUCUCUAUAUGCUUGCUAAUAAGUGGAUGGUUGAUGACAGUAAACUUCAUGUUAUUCACUACACUCUAGGCCCUCUCAAGCCUUGGGACUGGUGGACAGCGUGGCUUGUGAAGCCUGUUGAGGCCUGGCAUAGCAUUAGAGUAAAUCUUGAGGAAACUCUUCCUGGAACUGGAGGUGGCAAAAACCAAAACGAUGAACUAGCUGUCAAGUUCCUUUUCUUGUUACCUCUUUGUGCGCUUUUGUUCUGCAUUUACCGAUCCAUUCAGGUCCAUGAGGGUUCAUUGUUCAAUCAGAUUAGAUAUCUUUAUUACAAAAUUAGAUCUAAUGGAACUCUUGGUUAUAACGGUGUUUCUUCAUUAUCCACCAUGAAUCCUAGCUAUCAAUCCAAGGUUCCUCAACACUUAGGCGCGGUUUCAGUUGUAGUCUGUUUCACCGCUCUUCUGAUAUCCGUUGGAGUUUCCUUUCUGAUUGUGCCAAGGCAAAUCAUGCCAUGGACUGGCUUGAUCUUGGUAUACGAAUGGGCUUUUACAAUCUUCUUUCUUUUGUUUGGUUGCUUCUUGCUUUUGGUGCAUCAACAUGGAAAGAAAAUGGCAGUUUAUACAGAUUCAUCGUCCUUGGAUGAUUCAGGAAAAGGUCAUCAGAGAGGAGGCGUGUCUUGUGACGUUACUACAUUGUAUUAUGGAUGUGGGAUGGUGUUUCUGGCUAUUGCUGCAGUUUCUUUGCCUUAUAUAUUAGGCAUCACUGCUUUAUUUGUGAGGUUGGGUUUAAUGGUGGGUGUAGCCAUAGUUUUAGCUGCCUUCAUGACUUAUGCUUCAGAGCACCUCGCCAUCAGAUGGUUCUUGAAAGGUUUAGAAGACCGUCGUGAAACAUCGAGAUCAAGAUUAUUAUUCAUACUGAAUAGCUCACUUAUGAAAGAUUUACAGAUACUUCUUUCCAAGUGUUUUACUAAAGUUGUCUCCAAACGAGUUUAUCAGUUCCAAGAAGUAGGGGAGCAGAAGAAGAACAAGUGUCGCAUCUUCAACGAUGUAAGAGUGACACUAAUCCCCACCUCUUAG
Molecule: messenger RNA, 1740 nt
Organism: Eruca vesicaria subsp. sativa (arugula)
Lineage: Eukaryota; Viridiplantae; Streptophyta; Magnoliopsida; Brassicales; Brassicaceae
Source: the annotation of a GenBank genome assembly